This is a messenger RNA of Nematolebias whitei (Rio pearlfish), 1182 nucleotides long. RefSeq names its product ubiquitin-conjugating enzyme E2 variant 1. Bases 53 to 496 code for a protein of 147 amino acids. The record is from RefSeq and is a predicted model, not a curated record. Gene Ontology annotation, biological process: protein K63-linked ubiquitination; DNA damage tolerance. Lineage: Eukaryota; Metazoa; Chordata; Actinopteri; Cyprinodontiformes; Rivulidae. The transcript is spliced from 4 exons. Gene Ontology annotation, cellular component: nucleus.
CUCGUGCACGCGCUGUUGGCUAUAGUGCGCGCCCCCGCUGCGUAGCAACAAGAUGGCGGUCGCCGCCGGAUCAGGCGUUAAAGUUCCUCGCAACUUCCGGCUGCUGGAGGAGCUGGAAGAAGGUCAGAAAGGUGUGGGAGAUGGUACGGUGAGCUGGGGUCUGGAGGACGACGAGGAUAUGACCUUAACCCGGUGGAGAGGAGUGAUCCUUGGCCCUCCCAGGACGAGUUAUGAAAACAGGAUGUACAACCUGAAGGUGGAAUGUGGGCCAGGAUACCCAGACUCGCCGCCGUUUGUCAGAUUUGUGACGAAGAUCAACUUGAACGGCGUGCACACUUCCAGCGGCGUGGUGGACAUGCACGCUGUGACGGCGCUGGCCAAGUGGCAGAACUCCUACAGCAUUCGGCUGGUGCUGCUGGAGCUGCGACGGCUCAUGGCGUGCAAGGAGAACAUGAAGCUUCCUCAGCCGCCCGAGGGCCAGAUUUACGCCAUCUGAGCUGCUGCUGCUUCCUCCUUCCUGCAGUUCCUCUCCUUUCUUUUACUUCUCUGCUCUGUUUUAGUUUGAAUCUCUCACACACACAGACACACACACACACACACACACACACACCCACACACACCGCUGAAGGCUUAACGUACAAGAGCUGCUACAGUUGGACCCACGUGGACUCAUACCUACAUAAAACCUUCAAAACAUCAUUCGUGAACAUUUCUGACCCUCAGUUUCUCAUCUCUGGCUGCACCUGUCAGUUUACGUCAAAUACAGUCACUAAUCUUUUAUAAUUAUUCCACAAACUGCUGAUUGUACAACCAACUCCAUGUGUGUUGCCUUUGUAAUGGUAGAAAACAGCCACUCUGCAGAAUCCUGCACAUCUCCUCCAACGCAGGAGCCAGUCGUCUGUCAGGUGUACAUAUGAGGCCAGAACACUUCAUGCAGCACUCACUUGAUGUUUUGCUUCUCGAGUGCAUUAGUGAGUAGGUUUGGAACCCAUCGUGCACCGUCCAACAGAAUCUGAUGUAAGCAGACGUCCUGCAGGUGUGCUGGAGCUGAGGUGUCCCUCGUGGUCCCGUUUGACCUCGGAGCACAUCCCCGACGGUCCACCUGUCUUCGCAGCUUCGUGUGAUGUAAACACAAAUUGUUUAACUUCCUCCAUGUUUUUCAUAAAUUUUUAUUCAUGCUUU